Nematocida major is the source of this 1530-nucleotide messenger RNA. RefSeq lists its product as uncharacterized. The transcript has a single exon. The record is from RefSeq and is a predicted model, not a curated record. Lineage: Eukaryota; Fungi; Microsporidia. Bases 1 to 1530 code for a protein of 509 amino acids.
AUGAAAAACAGAACAUAUAUUAGAGACGUCCGGCCAGGCGUCAACUUUUCUGUGUUUGGGAUUGUGCAGUCGUUCAUGUCUCCAAAGAAAACUGCGGGCUCCGACUAUCAAAUGAUAUUGAAAAUUGAGGACGAGUCGACCACAGACAAUAUUGUAGUAAGCCUGUUUUUGGGCUCGCAGGAGAGUUUUCCUUCGCGUAUUGUGGAAAAACAAACCAUUAUUAAAAUAGAAAACUUGAACAUAAAGGAGACGGGCCACAGGACAAGGCGGCUGAUAGACCGGAACGAGGGGUGUUUCUUCUUCGAUGUCAAGAGAGACAGCGUGGAAUACAUGCCGUACUUUAGAUGCACCAGCAAAGAGUAUGUUGAGGGGCCCGAGGACAGGGACGCGCUCAACAAAAUACAAAGCCACUUUAUGCGUACGAUGCCCAUAGGGCCGGUGCUUCUGUCCAGUGUGAUGAAGGAGGGCACGGUCUUCAGCAUGUACGGGUAUGUGAAGGACGUGGUAAAAAACGAAAAGCUCGCCUCCCUCAUGAUAUGCGACCCAAGCACGCACAGAGAGCUUCGGGUUCGCGUGUGGGAAAGGAGCGACAGCGAGAUCCCGAAGAAGGACAGCUACAUAUACAUAUCGGGGCUGAAGGCGAAGAAGGUCGAGUAUGCAAGCAUUGUUGCAGAUGUAAGCAAAAGCGGAAGCUUCAUCUGGACAGCAAGCGUUCCCAGGGAGGUCUCGCUUCUUCUGUCUGCAUACCAGAUACUGCAGAGCAAGAGCUUUCUGAAGGCAGUUAUGCAGAGAAUUAGUGAAACAGAGACGUGCCGGAGCUCGCACUCUGGAAAAAACAGCAGGCACGCCGACAAAGCCCCAGAGUCUGCUAAAAAGGCAAAAAAAUCCGCGGAGGAUGCGCCCUCUCAGACAGGCCAUGACCUGGACCUUUCCGACGAGAGCUUCAACGAGUAUAUCAACAGCACAUUCAUGGAAGACGCCGAUUUUGCUUCAGGGGAGGCCGCGCGCGCUGAAGAAGGCCACGCAGGCGAAAGCCCCAAUGAAAAAGAAAGCACUGCGGCCGAGGUGCUAGGGGCCGGCGAGAAGAAAGACCUGAUCUAUCCGGUAAAGAAGGCAGUGUCGAUUUCCAACGCGUUUUCCAGGCUAAAGGAGAAGAAGAAAGGCGUUGCUGCGUGCCCCAAAGGCCUUUCGCUUUCCGAUGUCAUAGCAGGAAAGCCGUGCCAGCUGUCGUUUAAGGAGACAGACCUGAUAUACGACGAGCUUAUAAGGCUGCCCAUCAAAGCAUACCACACAAACUUGCAAAACGGGUCUGUAUCGUUUGACAAGCACGCCCUCCUUUACCUAGACCCCCACGCGGCAGGAAAAGACCAGAUCCGCAUACAGCACGUGGCUUUCUAUAAAAAGACCGCAGUGGUUUUCCACCAAGCACACAGAAGCUCUAAGCAGGCAGGGCAAAUAGCAGGGUACAUCCUUUUUUUAAGCAGCAAGCAGCCCACGGUGCACGCCUUUCUAUACAGGAAUGUAGAAUAA